AACUUAACCAGAGCUAUUACUAUUAUUAUGACUAUUAUUAUGAUUAAUGCAAUUUAAAAAAAAUGAUAAUCCUCAUUAUAUUAGAAAGUAAACAGAAGUAUAUGUGCACGCAAUCAAAUAAUUGACGGUAUGUUACAAAGACUCUGACAACAUUAGACAGCAUAUAAAAAAAUUGUUAAAUUCAACCCACAUAUCUUCACGACCAUCGAAUGUUUAGAAUUUGAGACAACAGACUGAAAGAUAAUUUGUUGCUGCUGUUCUAGAAAAUAACAACUUUAAAAGAUCUAAAAAUGGAGACACUACAAAGAAAAUCUGGCUUAGUCCCAGCUGAGAUCUGCUAUGGAGGUGAAGCUGAUUUACACAAGCACUGUAUCGGCUGUAAGAAAAAUCCAGGUCAUGUCAACUUUAUACCUGUUAAUGAUUUUAACUUGGGUCAUCUCCCCUCACGCUACCGUGACGUCAUCAUGUUGGAGGUAAUCAAAGCUUUGUCUGCCCUAACGGUCCUGAUAAAGGUCAAGUACACCAGUCUAGAGAGACCAAAGUCUGCUCCAUGCUUCAGUGGUCAGUAUCCAUUUUAUAACACCAGAGGAAGUGACGUGUUGAGGACAGGGACGGGGAGGGUGCGGCGUGUGUUCAAGUACACAGAGAGACACAACAAGGGCACUUGUCAAUGUGGCAAGUGUCAACACUCGGACACACCCAGCAAAGUGUGGGGGGUGAUUUGUGUGGUAACAGCCACACACUUGGUGUUUGAUGACAGUGAGGCGACACAGGCCAAUUGUGUUGUAGGUUUUGAUGACAAUAAAAGUCCUGGGGUCAGUCUUGAUGGCUGGAUGGUGCAUGAUUGGUCAGACAUUAAGGGAGACUGGUGUUUGUUUAUAUGUGUGUCAUGUGACUUGAAGUUGCUUAAUGAACUGGACAAGAUGUGUCAGCACUUUGAUGUUCUAUGGAGGAAGGUAAGGGACAAAUACAGGAGAUUUGUUGAAGAGGACAAGUUAACCGUUAUAGUGUCACAUCCUCAUGGCUGUUCUAAACAGGUCUCUGUAGGACAAUGGACUCACAAACAUAAGAGGAGAGUUUGGUCCAAGUACACGUACACCACAUGUACAUGUCCAGGCUCCAGUGGAGCUACUGUAUACAUGCUAGGGUAUGUGGGGUGGUUAGCACACCUCCACAGUGGAUCAGACUCUGAAGGAAAUUAUUGUGGGGAGGGUUUGUGGUGAUCCAUCUGUAACUGUUAGUUCUCUCCCCUUGUCUAAUGUAAACAAACAAAAUGGCGCCUCCCUCCAUUAAACUUGUGUGUGUGUCAAGACUUGAAUGUCUUCAUCAAAAACUUUGUAUUCUGAUGAAGACAAGAAAUAAAUUGGCUAGUUUCUUUCAUGUCAUGGUAAUCUAUUGUUUAAGCUUAAUCAAUUCGGCCGGCACAAGUAAUGUAGGGAUAAGGCUCCUAGUGAAUAUGGGCUAAAUAAUAAAUAUUAAUAUAUUUUAAAUUAUUUUUGGAUAUUGUACUAAAAUACUAAAGAUAAUUGGGUAAUCUUUACCUUACAACUACAUUACUACUUCAGCCGAAUUGAUUACGCUUUCUUCUUCUUCUUCUUCGUUCUUAAUUUUUGAAUAUGGUGGAGGAUUCAGACAACAAGUCCAACUUCGU
Physella acuta is the source of this 1651-nucleotide messenger RNA. RefSeq lists its product as uncharacterized. Lineage: Eukaryota; Metazoa; Mollusca; Gastropoda; Physidae. The record is from RefSeq and is a predicted model, not a curated record.